AAGGCAUCACCUCUUUGUAUUUGAGUUGACCUUUGUCUUCUCUUUCUUACACAUCUUCCAUUACUACCUUCCGUUCCGUUCAAUUCUUCAAUUGCACUCACCGGAAGAUCCCGUUUUUCUAGGUUGUGUUAGUGCAUGAAUCAUUGGUUGAAGGAUGUUUGACUGUGGUUACAAGUCACAAUAUGUGGGCGGGCAGCGGGAAAAAUUUGUGAGGUACCCAAUAUAGUUCAUUGCACGGUUACGCUUGUAGAGAUAUGAAGGAGAAGAGAGUUAGUAAUAUUUAUAUGUUGGAUGACUUGGAUUCCAGACUAUCAUCAUCUUCUGAUGCUGGAAUUAAAACAUGUGGCUUUAGUAUUGAUAAAUUAAGCCAUGGUGGCCAUGGAAGCACCACAACCUCUAGGUCUUUUAAAAGAGGAAUUAGAAAGGGAUCUGAAGGACUGAAGUCAAUUGGCCGAUCACUUGGAUUUGGGGUAUCUAGAGCAGUGUUCCCUGAAGAUCUUAAAGUUUCAGAAAAGAAGAUAUUUGAUCCUCAAGACAAAUUUUUGCUCUUAUGGAAUAAGCUUUUUGUUAUCUCAUGCAUCUUGGCUGUGUCUGUGGAUCCACUUUUUUUCUAUCUUCCUGUCAUUAAUGAUUCAUUCCGCUGUCUUGGUAUAGACCAAAAAUUGGCAAUUACAGUCACCACCUUGAGGACAUCUGUUGAUGCUUUCUACCUCAUACACAUGGCUCUCCAAUUUCGUACUGCUUAUAUCGCCCCAUCAUCUCGUGUUUUUGGACGGGGUGAACUUGUGAUAGAUCCAGCACAGAUAGCCAAACGAUACCUACGGCGGUAUUUCAUCAUUGAUUUUCUAUCAGUGUUACCCUUACCACAGAUUGUGGUUUGGAGAUUUCUGCAGAGGUCAAAAGGUUCGGAUGUACUUGCGACAAAGCGGGCCUUGCUGUUCAUUAUUUUGCUUCAAUACUUUCCUAGAUUAUUCCGGAUGGUACCGUUGACUUCUGAACUUAAGAGAACAGCUGGUGUCUUUGCUGAAACUGCAUGGGCAGGUGCUGCGUAUUAUUUGCUAUUAUUCAUGCUUGCUAGUCAUAUAGUUGGGUCUUUUUGGUACUUGUUAGCUGUUGAACGCAAUGACUUUUGCUGGCAAAAGGCUUGCAGUGACAGUGGGUACAACAAAAAUUUCUUGUAUUGUGGCAACCAACACAUGAAAGGUUAUAGUGCCUGGCAGAAUCAUAGUGAAAAUAUUCUUACGUCACAGUGCUCUGCAGAUAAUGAUAAUUCACCUUUUGACUAUGGAAUUUUCAAACAAGCCUUGUCAUCUGGUAUCGUUUCAUCUAAGAAGUUCUUCUCCAAGUACUGUUACUGUUUAUGGUGGGGGCUACAGAAUUUGAGUACGCUCGGCCAGGGGCUUCAAACUAGCACCUACACUGGGGAAGUUAUCUUUUCAAUAGCACUAGCCAUAUCUGGCCUUAUCCUGUUUGCGCUUCUGAUUGGUAACAUGCAGACAUAUCUUCAGUCUCUUACAAUUAGACUUGAAGAAAUGAGAGUCAAAAGGCGUGAUUCAGAACAGUGGAUGCAUCAUCGUUUGCUCCCACCAGAGCUUAGAGAGCGUGUGAGACGAUAUGAUCAAUAUAAGUGGUUAGCAACACGUGGUGUAGAUGAAGAAAAUUUGGUUCAGAGUUUGCCUAAGGAUCUCCGAAGAGACAUUAAGCGACACCUUUGUCUUGCUCUAGUGAGAAGGGUUCCACUAUUUGAGAGUAUGGAUGAGAGAUUGCUUGAUGCCAUAUGUGAGAGAUUGAAGCCAUGUUUAUUUACAGAGAGUACUUACAUUGUCCGGGAAGGAGAUCCAGUUGAUGAGAUGCUUUUCAUCAUACGGGGUCGCCUUGAGAGUGUUACUACAGAUGGUGGGAGGAGUGGAUUUUUCAAUCGUGGUUUUUUAAAAGAGGCUGAUUUCUGUGGUGAGGAGCUUUUGACAUGGGCACUGGAUCCCAAAUCUGGCUCUAACCUCCCAUCUUCUACUCGAACAGUUAAAGCUUUAACAGAAGUUGAGGCUUUUGCAUUAACUGCUGAAGAGUUAAAAUUUGUUGCCAGUCAGUUUAGGCGUCUGCACAGUAGACAGGUUCAGCACACCUUUCGCUUUUAUUCCCAACAAUGGAGGACUUGGGCUGCGUGCUUCAUUCAAGCAGCAUGGCGUCGUUAUUCCAAAAGGAAAAUUAUGGAGCUUCGUCGAAAGGAAGAACCUGAGGAGUCAGAAGGAACUCGAAGCAAUGCUAGUGGCAGUUCUUACAGUCUUGGUGCCACGUUCUUGGCCUCAAGAUUUGCUGCAAAUGCUCUUCGUGGUGUACAUCGCAACCGGGAAGCUAAGAGUGCCAGAGAGUUGGUGAAACUACAGAAACCUCCAGAGCCCGACUUUACUGCUGAUGAUGCAGACUAAAUAUUUAUAUGUAACUACUCUCUUAAAUGCAUGUUUUCAAUGUUUCAUUGACUAACUAUUUUGAUUCCAUUUUUCUAUGCAAGGAUAAAAGAAAAAAAAAUAUUAUACAAUCAGUAGCAGGUGCGUAGAUCACAAGUCGUACUAUGCUUCUGGUUCCUUGUAAAUCGUUAAGCCAACUCCCUGUUGUGUUAGGCUGCCACAGAGAAUGCAGUGUACCCGUUCACAAUUUU
Molecule: messenger RNA, 2656 nt
Organism: Abrus precatorius (Indian licorice)
Lineage: Eukaryota; Viridiplantae; Streptophyta; Magnoliopsida; Fabales; Fabaceae
Product: probable cyclic nucleotide-gated ion channel 5
Exons: 8
Coding region: 255-2426 (723 amino acids)
Biological process (GO): monoatomic ion transport; transmembrane transport
Cellular component (GO): membrane
Molecular function (GO): monoatomic ion channel activity; protein binding
Source: RefSeq, a predicted model, not a curated record